AAUAACGAAACGCCCAAGGCCUGAUUCUUUGAAUCUGUUCAUAGCUUCCUUUCCUCUGACUCUUCCUCUUCCUCUUCCUUCUCUUCCUCCCCUCCUCUCCUCCCCUCCUCUCCUCCCCUCCCCUUCCCCUCUUACCUCCCCCCCACGGUGUCAAUUUCCACCCCCUCCCCCAGGAAAUUCACCAUGUCGUCCCCGGAAGUGAAAGAUAUCGAGUACGGCUCGGGUGUCCCAUCGGACCCGGAGGCCUGGGAUACCGACCUCAAGGCUCCCGCCGAGGAGCAAGAUCCUUUCGGCGCGGAGCAUGGUGAGGUUCAAUAUAAGACUUUGGAUUGGUGGCAAUCUGGCUUCUUGAUGAUUGCCGAGACUGUCUCGUUGGGUGUCUUGUCUCUGCCCUCAACUGUCGCUACUGUCGGCCUGAUCCCUGCUAUCAUCCUCAUUGUCGGCCUGGGCGUGGUGGCCACCUACUCCGGUUAUGUCAUCGGUCAAUUCCGGGCGCGAUAUCCCUUCAUUCACAGCAUGGCCGACGCCGGCGAGGUCCUGAUGGGGAAACCCGGUCGCAUCUUCAUCGAGGUUGCUCAGCUGCUCUUCUUCAUGUUCGCCUCCGGUAGUCACUUGGUCACCUUCACGGUCAUGAUGAACACCCUCACCAAUCACGGCACCUGCUCUGUGGUCUUUGGCGUGGUCGGCCUGGUUCUCUCCUUCAUUUGCUCGCUGCCCCGCACCAUGAAGAACGUCUCUUGGUUUGCCAUUGCCUGCUUCAUCAGUAUCUUCUCUGCGGUGCUCAUCACCAUGAUCGGCGUGGGCGUCGAACACCCCUCCAACGAACCGAUGCAACUGACCCGCAAGACGAGCUUCGUGAACGGCUUUUCCGCCGUGACCAACAUCGGCUUCGCCUACUGCGGCCACCCGGCCUUCUUCGGAUUCAUCGCCGAGAUGAAGAACCCCAAGGACUUCCCCAAGUCGCUGUGCAUGCUGCAGGCGUUUGAGAUCGUGCUCUACACCGUCGCCUCCGCCGUCAUCUACCGCUACGCCGGCCAGGACGUCAAGUCGCCCGCCCUGGGCUCCGCUGGCCCCGUUGUCCGCAAGGUCGCCUACGGUGUCGCCAUUCCGACCAUUGUCGUCGCCGGUGUGGUCCUGGGCCACGUCGCCAUCAAGAACGUCUACGUCCGACUGUUCCGCGGCACAGAUGUCAUGCACAAGCGCAGCGCCAAGGGAAUCGGCGCCUGGAUCGGUUUGGCUGCUGGCUACUGGAUCAUCGCCUGGGUCAUCGCCGAGGCUAUCCCCGUGUUCAGCAACCUCGUCAGCUUGGUGUGCGCCCUGUUCGCGAGUUGGUUCUCCUUCGGCCUGCCCGGCGUCUUCUGGCUCUACCUCUACUACGGCAACUACUUCUCUUCGUGGCGCAAGACGCUGUUGACCAUGGCCAACGUGGGGCUGUUCCUCAUCGGCGCCACGAUCUGCGUCUGCGGUCUGUGGGUGUCGGGCGUGGCCAUCCACGACGACAGCUCCGGCAGCAGUUUCUCCUGCGCGAAUAAUGCGUGAUGUGAUGCAGCUGUAUGACGUGAUCCUUUGCAUUGCGGCGUUCCUGGGAUUUCUUUUGGGC
This is a messenger RNA of Aspergillus aculeatus ATCC 16872, 1600 nucleotides long. RefSeq lists its product as uncharacterized. The transcript has 5 exons. Lineage: Eukaryota; Fungi; Ascomycota; Eurotiomycetes; Eurotiales; Aspergillaceae. The coding region runs from base 184 to 1539 and encodes 451 amino acids. Gene Ontology annotation, molecular function: amino acid transmembrane transporter activity. Gene Ontology annotation, biological process: amino acid transmembrane transport. Gene Ontology annotation, cellular component: vacuolar membrane. The record is from RefSeq and is a predicted model, not a curated record.